Molecule: messenger RNA, 1675 nt
Organism: Oldenlandia corymbosa var. corymbosa
Lineage: Eukaryota; Viridiplantae; Streptophyta; Magnoliopsida; Gentianales; Rubiaceae
Source: the annotation of a GenBank genome assembly
AAAAUUAAAAAUUUAUUAAAAGGAGUGGCCUCUUGCUGUUUUGAGGCUUUGUCUUCUUUCCAAUUCCCCCCUACUCCACACACAAAUUGAAGUACCAUCCAACUUACCACCAUUGGAGAAUAGUUUUAUACCAUUACACCAAUGUUGUCAAUUUAUGAAACAUACCAAAAUACAAUUCAAAUUCAAAGGUUCUUUAGAGUUUAGAAUAAAGAGUUUAGAUCAAUGAAAUACAACAUUAUGUUAUUGUCUAGUCUCAAUUUUCCUCCCAUUACACAUUGUCUAGUCUCAAUUAUCUCUUGUUGGUAAUAUCUCAUCUUUUCGGACAGGACCCUCGUCUGCUUCUUUCUUCAUCUUCAGGGACUAAUCUUAUCACUGAAAAAUAUUUCCUACUGUAUUGUGUAUAUUGCAUCUCUUUCUUCCAUUAUAGAGUGUGUUUAAAAUGUCUGGCUCAUGACACGAGGUCAAGGUUCUUCCCUUUUCGAACCACCUGUAUAGGCCUUUAUUACUUCUUCACCACCACUCUUUUUUAUUUUUAACUUUACUCUGCCUAAACUGUUUUGUCCUUCCAUGUUAUAUCAUCUCAAGUUUCUCUCGGAAUCCACAUCUGGAGAGCGACUUAAGUUUGUGAAACAAAAUUGUAUCACUGACGCCAUUUUUUUCUGCAUCUCUAGUGUUAAAAUUCCCUCUUUUCUCUCAUCUCUGUCAUCAUCAAACCAACCUUUCUAGCUUUUAUACUUAUAACUCCAUCUCCUUCAACUCUCAAUUUCUCCAGCUCUUAUCCAUUCUGAACCCUCCCUGUUUAUUACUCUGUUUGCCCAUAAAAAUCUUAUCUUUUCCUCUGAAUUGAAAUGGGUAACCGUCAGAAUCAUCUCACAUGCAGCAUGUUUCACCAUUUUCACAUUUCUUUUCUCCUUCUACUGGUUCUGUGUACAUCCCACUUGAGAUUUAAUGCCCAAGGUAGACCAAUAGCUAAAACUAUUGGGAAUUACUCAAAGAUAGGUUCAAGGCCACCAAGGUGCGAUAGAAGAUGCAACAAUUGCGGCCACUGUGAAGCCAUUCAGGUGCCCACAAAUCCUCAAAUCAAAGAUGGCCACAAGAAUUUAAGAAAUUCCUCUGCAGUUUCCACCAUUACUUACGCCGGCGGUGGUGGUUCUGAUUACUCCAACUACAAGCCCAUGAGUUGGAAAUGUAAAUGUGGAGACCUCAUCUUCAACCCAUGACCAUUUUCUUUCCUCCUUUUCGCCUUCUAUUUUUCAUCCAAGUUCUUUGUUCUUGGAAAUCUUGUACAUGAAUGAAUGAUAAUAGUGUUUCAGCUUCUAUAACUUUUCUCCCCUGUUUCUUGUCCUUCCGAUUCAAUCUAUCUAUUCCCGACGGUAAAACGAUAAUUAGUUUUAAGGGAUUUUCUUUUUUUUUUUAACAGUAACAGCCUAGUAUUAUUAUUGUGCUCGUGAAAAUGAUUACUUUAAUUUGGUACAGAGAAGAGAAGAUUUUGCGCGUAGGAUGAUAUGUUGGAAUCUGGUUUGAUCAGAGAAUCUCUGUGUUUUUAAGUGUACAGUACUUAAUGCAGUAAAUGCAAAGACCGUAACUUUAGUACUAAACUUAUGAAUCCGCCAUUAAUGUAACGUGUUCCUGUAAUCAAAUCCGGCGGCCAAACGGAAGAGAAGAGGAUGAAAAG